This is a messenger RNA of Triticum aestivum (bread wheat), 3808 nucleotides long. RefSeq lists its product as uncharacterized. The record is from RefSeq and is a predicted model, not a curated record. The coding region runs from base 257 to 3334 and encodes 1025 amino acids. Lineage: Eukaryota; Viridiplantae; Streptophyta; Magnoliopsida; Poales; Poaceae. The transcript has 4 exons.
UAAUUGCAUAUGCGUGCCCCGUUUCCUGUACGAGCAAGCCAAGCUACAUGCAUGCAUCCAUAUUCCUUGUACGCAACUUCCAGUUUCCUUGUCCACCCCUUUGAUCGAUCGAUCUAUCUAGGCUUCUGCCAGCGCCGCAAUUAAUCAAGGAAAGGAAGGAAUUUUCUGCAUGCACAACGUUUGACAUGGAGCUGCUGGCCUUGUCGCUAAGCGAGAACUAGAUCAUAUGGAAAGAAUACGAUCGGUUUGAUUCGUCAUGCCUCCAGAGAAGAUAAAGCUCCAGGCCAAAAACAUCGAUGCUGCGGCAGGAGAGAUUAUUGGUGUUUUGGAGGAUACAAGCAAAGGAGAUGUGAUCUACUUCGAGGGCUGGCAAGGAUUGGGAGCAUCCGCUGUUCUCAAAGUGGUAGCCCAACGCCUGAAAUCAUCCAGAAGACGGAACAAGUUUGAUAAGGUAAUCCAUGUGGAUUGCUCGGUAUGGAAAAGCAUGAGGGCCUUGCAAAAGGCAGUAGCGGAGGAACUGGAGCUUCCACGGUCUGUGAUGGCCAUAUUUGAUCAGUGCGAGGAGGAGGAUGAUUUCAAUGGGAUGGAUCAAGGUUCCAGAGGGGUGAUAGCAGAGAUCAGAGUGAAAAUAUUCAGAAAGCUUGUUAACAGUAGACUUGUGGUUGUUUUUCACAACGGAAGCAGAAGAUACAUUGAUUUGUACGAGUGUGGUAUCCCAGUAAUGUCAGGUUUGAGUAAUAAGGUGUUGUGGACCUGGCACGGGAGGUUUCGGCACGAUGUCAGUCUCUUACUAGAUGAUGGGGAAAACGAAAAGAUGAAGAGUCAGACAGAUGUUUGCUUAUAUGCUUCUAUUGAAUGUGUAGAUGAAUUGCGGGAUCUAGUGCAUGAAGAGGCUUUAGAGGUUGCCAAGUGUGCCGGGAUUAUUCAGCCCAGUGACAUGAGCCAUAAGAUAAUCAUGGAGUGCCUCCUGUGUACGGUACUAGUGCUGACUCGUAUGGACUUGAAGACCCAUGCACCAAAUUAUUGGAUAUGUGAUGGUAUUGUACAUGGCCAAGACAAUGCAUCAGCAUGGGUGAUUGGCAAUUCCCUGCAGAGAAACAUGAGUUUGGAUUGUGGUAUAAGAUAUAAUGAGUUCGCAACUCACUGGCUACAGGUGUCAGAUGAUUUACUUGUUAACCGCUGGAAUUUCACCACCCACAAACAACUGCUAGAGGAUAAGGCUGGAGCAUUGCCUCCUCAGGUGACAUCCUUCUUCCUUUUUGCAGAUGAAUCACCAACAGAUAGAACAUCAAUAUUGCCGGUUAGCAUGUUUCAACAUUCACAAAGCAGCAAGCUACGUGUGUUACACCUAUCCCAUUGCACCUUCAGUUUUGCAUCUCCCCCCUUCGUCCAUUGUGCCCAACUAAGAUUGCUCCACCUGGACCAUUGCACAAAUAUCACAGAAGAUGACCGGCAUCCAGGCCACAAUGAAAGCAUAUCAUGUUUCCAGAAGCUAUGGUUGCUGGAUCUGAGGUAUACAGACUGGUACUGGCUGCUAUCUGAAAAGAUGAAGAUAGUGAUGGUUGAACUCAGGGAGCUAAAUGUGGAGGGAGUCAAGCAUAGGAGCAUAAGCGAUUUGUGUGGUGGUAGACCAAGCCUUGUAAUACUUCGAGUAACAGUAGCAGAUCCGGUCCCUACAAAGAACGAAGGCACAAAUAAUCAAGCACAAUUCCCCAAUAUGUCCAGUACAAACAGCCUUACGACAUCUAACUUCAUCAACGACGUCCUGCCUCCGUCGCUCGAGUCAUUUAGCUUCAUCAACAAAGCUGCAACGUCUGCCAAGAUAUCUAGCAUCUCCUUCCGGGGUUGUUCUCAGUUGAAGAAUAUACUUCUCAGAGGAAAUUUGGGGAGCCUAGAAGAGCUGGACCUCUCGGGAACGGCAGUGAAAACCCUUGACCUCAGUGAAAUGGAAGCUCCAUACCUCCAGCGUCUCAUCCUCCUGGGCUGUGAGAAGCUCUGUGCAAUAUUAUGGCCACCAAAAGACAAAAUAAAAUGGUUUCCGUAUAUGCUACGCCUAUACAUCAGCACCAUCCGCUCUCCGCUACUUUGCCAAGAUAAUUCAAAAGAAAAGACCAAUGAGACUAGUUCUGCUACAAGAUCAUCCUUUAUUUUUCCUGUUGCAGCUGGACAACGAGACAUCUUUUCCAGUAACUGGAUGUGGUACAUCGCUGUAAGGGAUGCAAGGCUCCUUAGGUCUCUUGAGCCCUUCAGAGAAGUAUUUCACUUGUACAAGAUAUAUAUGGAAAUGAAUUCAUCUCCUACAAGUAGAGUUGCUGUUGACGACAGUGAAGUUGCUAAAGGAAUCAGGAGCCUACAGCAGCCUUAUCAUCAUUUAUAUGCAAGGGAUGUCGAUUUUCAAGGCCACCUGCAGGCUGGUGCUGGUAAUGAAGGCGUGAUUAGCUGGAUAUGGUUGUGCCCACCUAGGCCCACUCCAAGUUGUAUAGGCCGGUACGUUCAAGUACAAGAUGAACAGGAGAUGAAGGGGAGAUUACUACAGCAAGAACAGAGCAGCAUUGAAGGAACUACUACUAGUGCUACUUUACCCCAUAGUUUCAUGUAUGAUAGGGCUUACAUGCUUCAUGUGCAUGAUAGCUCAUCCAUCACUUGCCUUCCAUUUCCACAAGGUUCCAGCUGGUGCUACCUCGAUUGGGGCCGUGUCGAGAGGUGCCCCAAUCUAUGCUCUGUCUUUGCAACUCCCGAACUAAGUGAUGGCCACAGUGCCUUUCGGUUAUUGUCUACAUUCUGGGCGUCUCAGCUCCUGAAGGCGUGCUACAUCUGGAACUGGAGUGCAGUAGCUCAACCUGGUAGACGUUCGUUUGAACGCCUAGCGUUCUUGCACCUGGACUGUUGCCCCAGGCUCAUACAUGUGCUUCCCUUGUCUGAGCAUAUGGACACCCUGCCUAGCCUGCAGACACUGGAGAUCGUGUACUGCGGUGAUCUGAAGAAGGUCUUCCCAUUGGACCCUAAGCGCCAAGAGAAGAAGGAAACUAUAGAAUUUCCCAACCUAAGAAGGAUCCACCUAUACCAGCUCUCCAACCUACAGAGCAUCUGUGGGAGCAGGAUGUCCGCGCCGAACCUUAGGACCGUUAGAAUCCGGGGCUGUUGGGGCCUUCGACGCCUGCCGGCAGUCAGCGGCAGCACCACCAACCGGCCCAAGGUGGACUGCGAGAAGGACUGGUGGGACAACCUGGAGUGGGAAGGGCUGGGGGCGAAGCACGACCCUUCGCUCUAUGAGCCGAGCCACUCGCGAUACUACAAGAAGGCCCACCUGCCAAGGGUCACUGUUCUCAGGUAAUCAAAUCCAUCCAUGGUCGAUGAUUGCUACGGUGCUUCAUUAGUUGAAGCUUUUCUUUGGACUCCAAGUUUGUGUGUGUUGUUGCCAUACUUCAUGCUGCUUGAUUGGUCAUGUGGUGGCGUGAAAUCUUCAUCUGCAUUGCCAUGGUGUGACGGUGCAGUCUUUCAGUUCAGUUUGAUUUGGCUUGAUUUCCUUUGCUUUGGUUUGUCUUGAUUUUGUUUGUGUGGCCAUCAUUGCUCGACGAAGCCAUGAAUGAGUCAAAGUAAGUAUGCAUCAUCUGGUUCUAUAGAUGAUGCACGGUACAAGCUUUGAGCCAGAGACAAAUAAAUAAGAGAGCAUAUUCAGCUUGGGUGGCAUGAGCACCCUGCCUGCUCCUGCUGUUGCUCUGUUUGUGUGUUAUGGUGUGGGAUCUGUAAGCUAUGGACUGAUUACUGUAAUGCGAAACAAUGCCUCUGACUUGAAUACAAUUGGUGA